Molecule: messenger RNA, 2004 nt
Organism: Ylistrum balloti
Lineage: Eukaryota; Metazoa; Mollusca; Bivalvia; Pectinida; Pectinidae
Product: solute carrier family 23 member 1-like
Exons: 12
Coding region: 1-2004 (667 amino acids)
Biological process (GO): transmembrane transport
Cellular component (GO): membrane
Molecular function (GO): transmembrane transporter activity
Source: RefSeq, a predicted model, not a curated record
AUGGAGCUAACUGGACACGAAAACGAAACGAAAGGAAACAACAAGGCCGAUGGCGAGAUAAAUGAAGGCUUCGAUGUAAACGGUGAGGUCAUAUCGGAGCUAUCCCACAAGGAUAAAGCACAUGUCAAAGGUCAGUCGGAAAGAGGACGUAGACGAGUUUCAUAUGCCUCUGAUACGGACACAAACCCUCCCAAGGAUAAUGACACCCCUGAUUUUGACGUAAUAGCUGAAGAUGACAGCAAAACUUCUGAAGAACUCUUCAUGUACACCGUCAGUGAGACUCCGCCAAUAUACAUGAUUCUUCUUAUAGGAUUCCAGCAUGCACUCUUGUCACUUUCUGGGUCACUCGCUGUCGUCCUUAUCGCCUCUGAUGUCAUAUGUGCUGAAGAUGACGCAGAGUUUAUAUCUCAAAUGCUCAGCUCUACACUGUUAGUAAAUGGUCUGUCAACUAUUUUAAUGGUGACUAUUGGAGCCAGAUUGCCUUUGUACCAGGGAGCGUACGGUGGUUACAUCAUUCCUUUGCUGGCAUUGAUGCAGAUUGAUCCCAAUAGAUGUACUAUUCAGCGUCCGACUGGUUUGCACAAUUCUAGUAUCGGGCUUAAUGCAACAGUUUCUUCAAUACCGUUUAACGAAGAACAAGCAAAGAAAGAUCUCAUCUUGUCUUAUUUCAAGGAGAUUCAGGGUUGCCUUAUGAUCGUAGGCGCUGUCCAUUUCCUAGUGGGUGCUACUGGCCUUGUGGGCGUGCUGUUACGAUAUGUUGGGCCAAUCACGAUUGUACCCAGUAUAUUACUACUUGGAAUAUAUGUUGCAGAGCCGGUGAUGAACUUUGUUGUCCCAAACUGGGGAAUGUCUAUCCUGACUUGUGCGAUCGGAUUUAUUUUGGCUUUUUACCUAGCCAAAUGGAAGAUGCCUAUACCUCUAUGGACGAGAACAAAAGGCUUUCAUAUUAUCCGCUACCCUUUCCAUCAAAUAUAUGCUAUCCUAAUAGCGAUCAUCAUCUCUUGGUUGAUCAGCUUCAUUAUAACUGAGGCAGGUGGUUUCACGGACAAUCCGAAGGAUAAAGGCUAUCAAGCUAGAACAGACGCCCGACUAGACUCUAUCAAGAAUGCUAAAUGGUUUUUCUUCCCAUAUCCAGGACAAUACGGAACUCCAACCUUCAGCUCCACCGUCUUUGUCGGUUUUAUUAUUGCCACCUUCAUCUCCAUUCUUGACUCCAUCGGCGAUUACUACGCAUGCGCAGCCACAUGUCGCGUUCCACCCCCUCCAUCCUAUGCUGUGAAUAGGGGUAUAGCUGUAGAGGGAUUUUGCACCAUAUUGUCAGGAUUAUUAGGCUGUCCCCAAGCCACGACAACCUAUGGAGCCAACAUUGGGGCCAUUGGUAUCACAAGGGUGUCCAGUCGCAGCGCUUUUGUUGUUGUUGGGAUAAUCUACAUCAUUUUCGGGGUAAUAGGGAAAAUCGCGGCGGUUUUUAUCACAAUACCCUACCCUGUCUUAGGUGGCGCAUUAAUCAUCAUGAUGGGCAUGUUUAACGGAGUUGUGUUGUCCAAUCUCGUCUCUGUCGACCUGACUUCCUCAAGGAAUCUCGUUAUCAUGGGGGUAUCACUUCUCAUGGGGCUCCUUGUUCCACUCUGGGUCAAAACUUAUCCCGAUGACAUAUCAACAGGCAACGCAGAAGCGGACUUUAUACUUAAAGGACUUCUAGGAAAUCCAAACUUUUCGGGGGCGAUAUUAGCAUGCUUUCUAGACAACACCGUCCCGGGAACAUUGGAGGAACGAGGGAUCACUGCCUGGCAGCAACAGGGAACAGACGAGUCUGGAGCGACAAUAGACUAUGUAGAAGGAGUAGAGCUGUACGAAACCUGGCUACCAAGAGCGCUUAAAGAAUGGAAAGGUCUAGAAUAUAUCCCUUUUAUGCCUACACCAAAGAAACGGAAACGCAGCUUGUCUGGCCAAUGGGCACGCAGAAAAUCCAUUAUUGCUGGUGUAUCUGACGUGAUAGUUUAA